CAUCCUUCCUGGCUUCGUCUUCUUCCUACGACUGGCCACAUCGCCGCCGGUUGACGGCCGCCGCCUCCGUUUCUCCUCUCCGGUUCGGCCCCUCAGUUCUCGCCGCUGGGCGGGUCUUCGGCACAGCUGACCUUCCUCUUGCAAAGAUCAUGUCUAGAGCCUUAGCGCGUCGCCCGGCGCCUCCUUUCUUGAGAUUGCGCUCCAUCGUGUGCGACGAUGGCUACUGGAUGGGCAGAUUGGACCACAAGGACUGGCUCGCCCCAAACGAGGUGCUCAAGAUAUUUGCCAACAUCAGGGAUCCUGGCCUGAUAACCAGUGUGUUCAAUAAAGCGUGCAACCGAAGAGACUACAAGCCCAGUGAGGCGCUCUACAGCUUGAUGAUUGACAAGCUGGCCUGCGCCAGGAGGUUCAGUGAUGUGGAGGAGUUGCUGGCCAAGGCAAGAGCUGAAAAGUUCAGGUUUUCAGAUGAGUUCUUCUACAGGCUGAUCAAGAUGUACGGCAAUGUGGCAGAACAUCCUCAGAAAGCCAUCGACACGCUCUUUGCAAUGCCUGGAUAUAAUUGUUGGCCUUCUACAAAGACAUUUAAUUAUGUUCUUCACAUGCUUGUGUGUAAGCGGCAGUAUGAGGUUGUCCAUGAGAUAUACUCGAGCGCACCCAGGCUUGGGGUGACACUGGACACCUGCUCCUUCAAUAUUCUUGUCAAGGGCUUGUGCCAAUUUGGUAAGAUUGAUGAGGCAAUGUCUUUGCUGCAUGAGAUGCCAAAGCAGGGGUGCCAGCCUAAUGUGACGACCUACUCGACUUUGAUGCAUUUCCUUUGCCAGCGCUGUCAGGUUGAUAAAGCAUUUGAGUUGUUUGAGAGAAUGCAGAAGCAGGAUAUUGCCGCAGAUACAGUUGUGUACAAUAUUUUGAUCUCUGGUCUCUGCAAGGAGGAAAGAGUGACUGAGGCGUUUGGUCUGUUCAAAUCAAUGACGUCUGAAGGGUGCUAUCCUAAUUCAGGGACUUAUCAGGUACUUCUUGAUGGUCUCAUCAGUUCAGGAAAGUUUGGGGAGGCCAAGAAUCUGAUUAGCGUCAUGAGUACAGAAAGUGUGAGGCCCAGCUUCCAAUCCUACAAGCUGCUGAUCGAUGGCCUCUGCAGUGAUGACUGCUUAGAUGAUGCGCAUCUUGUCUUGAAGCAAAUGGUGGGCCAAGGUUUUGUUCCUCGAAUGGGAACUUGGAGAAAACUUCUGACAUCCAUGUGCUAAUAUUGUUUUCAUGUCGGUGAUUUUAUCAACCUAAGAAGACAACUGAGUGGGGACUGGAGAACUUCAAAUUUUGCCAGGUUUUGCAUAUUGCAGCCAUAUCAGAAAGAGUCAGUGAUAUCAGACAAACCAAAAUUCAUCUACGAAUGCUGCCUAUAAGAACUAGUACAUGAUUAUAGUUUGGUGUUAGCUUUCACGGAUGUCAACCUGAAAUGUAUGGAUGAUGUGAGGCUGACAAAAGAUCUAUUCGAUUCUGUAGGUUUGUGUCUUGAAAUUAAAUACUUUAUGUGGAAAAUUACAUAUCUAUCCGUUCAGAUAGUCUAAGGUUGAAUUGUUAAAUGUUGAAUCUGGCUAUCCACUUACAGUUUUGAUGCUAUCCACUUACAGCAUGGAAAGAAUCUGGUCAGUAAGGAAGCAGCUGCAUAGAACAACACUGCUGUAUCACUGUUUGACAGAAAGGAGAAAAGCCCUGAGUUAAAGCCUUAAAGCAUGCAUUUUGUGCAGUUGUUCUGUGUGGCCAAGCUGUCGAAUCCGGAUUCUUGCCUGAGUCUGUAUAAUGGUGCUGCAAAGGAUUCAUUCUCAAAUUACAUUCCGAGAAGUGGGGACAACAACUUAUAUGCUCACAGAGCAACAUAUCCUUCAGAAAUCAGAAUUACUCUGAUUCGAGGGCAGACCUUUGGUCUAGGUAGUCUUUAUGAGGAUGUUGUGGUAGUCUGAUAGCACCAUCUCAUUAAGUAAUGGCUGACUAAUGUGUACAUUGUACUACUAGCCAACCAUGUGCUAUGCCUUGGACACCUGGACCAUGAAAGUUGGGACCAUGAAAGUUGGUGUAGUCGACUAUUUGUACAGGAAUAAAACUGUAUUGCACUGGACAGUGAUCGGUACAGUACUCCAUUUCAAUAGAUCCACCAUUUUUUUCUUUCCAAA
Messenger RNA from Setaria italica (foxtail millet), 2165 nucleotides. Its product is annotated as pentatricopeptide repeat-containing protein At3g14580, mitochondrial. The record is from RefSeq and is a predicted model, not a curated record. The transcript is spliced from 3 exons. Gene Ontology annotation, molecular function: protein binding. Lineage: Eukaryota; Viridiplantae; Streptophyta; Magnoliopsida; Poales; Poaceae. The coding region runs from base 150 to 1241 and encodes 363 amino acids.